AACUAACAUGAUGAAAAGCACCGUGAAAGGCUUGAGGAAGACAGAAAGGACUGGAUUGCACACCUUUCACAUUGUUUUGUUGGAUACACAGCUAGACUGGAAUAUGUGCUUCAGAGGCUCAUGAACAUCUGGGUUCAGCUACUCUUCAGCUCAUAGGUUUCUCUGCUCAACACUUCCAUUUUCUCUUAAUCUGCUCCCGUGUAUCUACAUGAUGAGUGACAGCAAAGAGAAACCCAAGGGCAGCAAAAAAGGGACCAAAGUCAAGCCAAAGCUUGAAAGCAAGGGUAGCUUCAAUGUGGGAACUUCAGAGCAACGAAAAAAGCCUCUUAGGAGAAGCCGCAGCAAUGAUAUGGAAAACCGCCAUCAUCAAAGUAGCCGAGGUAGAGAACGGGACCAGAAAGAGGGUGGAAGGCAACAACGGGGUCACAGCGAGGAGGGAAGGAAGCGAGACCACAACAAUGAGCCUGGACACCACAAGCCCGAGCAACCCAUAGAUGAUCUGCUGGACACGGAGUGCAUCGUGUGCUUCUGCAGCUUUGACAAUGUCUUCAAAGCUCCCAAGUUACUCUCCUGCGGCCACACGUUCUGCUUGGAAUGCCUGGCACGCAUCAAUGUGAGUUCUCCAGAGAUCAAGACGUUGUCUUGUCCGAUCUGUCGGGAGCAGACAGAAAUCCGACACGGUCGAGAUCUACCACAUUUGGGAAAUAACGAAGAUAUCUUCCGCAGACUUCCGGCCGAGAUGCAACGGGCGCUUUCUGUGCGCUUUAAACGCAGCGAGGGCAAACUCGUCCUCAAGAAUCCGCCAACAAACAGCUCUUUUAAUACCAUUUUAAAUCUGCCGGUGUUUAAGAAGAAAGAGGAGCAGGUCAGCAGUAAUCCGCUUGGAGUCAUGGAGGAAGGUCUCAGCCAGGCCACUAUGAUCGACGUGGGAAGGCCGCCAAGCAGGAUGAGGGGUCACAUGAGAAGGAUUAUGUAUUCCAAUCAGUGCUAUUAUGCUGUCGUUGCUGCCAUCAUCGCAAUCACUGUGGGUUUAAUGCUGGUGGGCAUCUUCACUUUUGUGUUGCCCUAUAUGCAAAGAACAAAUAGUCAAUCUCAGAACCCAACUUCUCCAAAGCCUUGAGAGAUGAGGAAACUGACAGCGCACAAGAAGGAUGACGGGCAAGGCAAAACAAGCUUGUUGCACUGAACACAACACAGCAUUUUUUUGCUUUUGUGUAAGAUGUUUCAGACAGGCUCGAUAGGAAUGAACUGGAAAAACUUGAACGUAUGAUGCACUGAAGUCUGUUGAGCGUGGACGUAUUUUGCACAAACUGAGACACUGUUUUGGAAAGGUUUUUAAGAGCAAGAGGCAAUGAGGAUGUCUAUUCUGACCAGUGAUUAACUGUAUAUAUAUGUGUGUACAUAUAUAUAUAUAUAUAUAUAUAUAUAUAAUCAUACAAUAUUACUAUGUCACUUGAUUUUGUGAAGAAUUAUAUAUUUUCAUGUAUUUCUUUUCUAUAUGGUUUCUGGUAUUGACGCUGAAGGACAAAAAUGUGACGGUUCGCCAAUGCAAAUCACCUCAGUCUAGAAAUGUACAUGGCAACACUAAUGUAAGCUCAUAAAUGUUCUUUCUUCUGUUAGAAAUACAUUUAUUAUAAAUAGAUACUUCUUUGACAUAUCCUGCACAUGAUGUAAACAAUAUACAAUGUGUAUUAUUAUACUGUAUGUUCAUUUUGUAUUUUUAUUUUUUUGCACAAAUUUGGAGAGGCCAAAGUGGGAAGUAAUAAACGUUUAAGACCA
Carassius auratus (goldfish) is the source of this 1779-nucleotide messenger RNA. Its product is annotated as probable E3 ubiquitin-protein ligase RNF183. The coding region runs from base 209 to 1120 and encodes 303 amino acids. The record is from RefSeq and is a predicted model, not a curated record. NCBI's taxonomy places the organism in Eukaryota, Metazoa, Chordata, Actinopteri, Cypriniformes, Cyprinidae. The transcript is spliced from 2 exons. Gene Ontology annotation, molecular function: ubiquitin protein ligase activity. Gene Ontology annotation, biological process: protein ubiquitination.